This is a messenger RNA of Sardina pilchardus (European sardine), 2953 nucleotides long. RefSeq names its product protein phosphatase 2, regulatory subunit A, beta a (gene ppp2r1ba). Gene Ontology annotation, biological process: protein dephosphorylation. Gene Ontology annotation, molecular function: protein phosphatase regulator activity; protein binding. The transcript is spliced from 15 exons. The record is from RefSeq and is a predicted model, not a curated record. Gene Ontology annotation, cellular component: protein phosphatase type 2A complex; cytoplasm. NCBI's taxonomy places the organism in Eukaryota, Metazoa, Chordata, Actinopteri, Clupeiformes, Clupeidae. Bases 58 to 1827 code for a protein of 589 amino acids.
UGUUUUAGUAGGAGUUAAGAAACCCCGUAGGAAGUAGGUUACCAUACAUUUUCCAAGAUGGCGGCAGCAGAUGGAGAUGAUUCCCUGUACCCUAUUGCUGUACUCAUUGAUGAACUUCGCAAUGAGGAUGUACAGCUGCGCUUGAAUAGCAUCAAGAAGUUGUCAACCAUUGCUUUAGCCUUGGGAGUCGAGAGGACCCGCACAGAGCUCCUUCCCUUCCUUACAGAUACCAUCUACGAUGAAGACGAGGUGCUACUUGCACUUGCCGAGCAGCUCGGUAACUUCACCAUGCUGGUGGGAGGCCCAGAGUUUGUGCACUGCCUCCUGCCCCCGCUGGAGAGCCUGGCCACCGUAGAGGAGACGGUGGUGCGCGACAAGGCCGUGGAGUCGCUGCGCAAGAUCUCCCACGAGCACUCGCCCGUGGACCUGGAGGUGCACUUCGAGCCCCUGGUGAAGCGCUUGGCCAGCGGAGACUGGUUCACCUCGCGCACCUCCGCCUGCGGCCUCUUCAGCGUGUGCUACCCCCGCGUCUCCAGCACCGUCAAAGCCGAGAUCCGACAGCACUUCCGCAACCUGUGUUCCGAUGACACUCCCAUGGUCAGGCGUGCUGCUGCAUCCAAACUGGGAGAGUUUGCUAAAGUGUUGGAGUUGGAGUAUGUCAAGAGUGACAUCAUUUCCCUCUUUACAGCUCUAGCUUCUGAUGAGCAGGACUCUGUGCGGCUCCUCGCCGUGGAGGCCUGCGUCAGCAUCGCUCAGCUCCUCCCCCAGGAGGACCUGGAGAGCCUUGUGAUGCCCACCCUCCGCCAGGCAGCUGAGGACAAGUCAUGGAGAGUCCGCUACAUGGUGGCCGACAAGUUCUCUGAGCUCCAAAAGGCGGUGGGACCAGAGAUUACCAAAAACGAUUUGGUACCGGCCUUCCAGAACCUUCUCAAGGAUUGUGAGGCCGAGGUUCGGGCCGCUGCAGCAAAUAAGGUCAAAGAAUUCUGUGAAAAUUUACCAGAAGAUAGCAGAGAGACAAUCAUCAUGACUCACAUACUGCCUUGUGUGAAGGAACUGGUUUCCGAUACCAACCAGCAUGUCAAGUCUGCUCUGGCCUCCGUCAUCAUGGGCUUGUCCACCAUCCUGGGAAAGGACAACACCGUCGAACAUCUGCUGCCACUCUUCCUGGCACAGCUCAAAGAUGAGUGUCCUGAGGUUCGUCUGAACAUCAUCUCCAACCUGGAUUGUGUCAACGAGGUGAUUGGCAUCCGCCAGCUCUCUCAGUCUCUGUUGCCGGCCAUCGUUGAGUUGGCAGAGGACGCCAAGUGGAGGGUGCGGCUGGCCAUCAUCGAGUACAUGCCCCUGCUGGCUGGACAGCUGGGUGUGGAGUUCUUUGAUGAGAAGCUGAAUUCUCUGUGUAUGGCAUGGCUUGUUGACCAUGUUUAUGCCAUCAGGGAGGCUGCCACCUGCAAUCUGAUGAAGCUGGUGGAGAAGUUUGGUGCCGAGUGGGCACAGAACACCAUCGUGCCCAAAGUCCUGGGCAUGGCCAACGACCCCAACUACCUCCACAGGAUGACCACCCUCUUCUGCAUCAAUGCCUUAUCAGAGGCGUGCGGGCAGGAGAUCACCACCAAACACAUGCUCCCCGUGGCACUGAAGAUGGCCACCGACCAGGUGGCCAACGUGCGCUUCAACGUGGCCAAGACCCUGCAGAAGAUUGGCCCAGUGCUGGACAGCAAUUCUCUGCAGGCUGAGGUGAAGCCGGUGCUGGAGCGGUUGGCCACAGACACGGACAUGGACGUCAAGUACUUUGCUCUGGAGGCCAUAAGUGUUCUUGCCCUGGCCUAGAGGAUCCACACAGGAGAGGAACCUUCUGCGUCUCGCGCCCCCAGCUUCAGUACUGAUGUCUCUCCAUAUAUUGGACAUUUUAACACACUUCCAUGGUGCAGAGGAAGUCUGUGUAUCUUCUGGGCAAACUCUGUUUUCACCGUAGUUCUCUCUGCACUCUUCUGGUCACUUCCUCUUUAGAGCAGAAGGCCGAUUGGUCUGAUGCUUAUGAGCCACUGUCCUGUACACUCACUGACCCUUAACCUUUUGAGCUUUCCUGUAGCACUUUGUUAGGUGGCAUUAUUACUUUGGCCACAAGCGCAUCUGCACCAGUUAGAAGAACAAAAAACCGAAACCAGGACUGACGCAGUUGGCUCGCUCGCCGUUACGUGUAAUUUAGGGUAACGGGAGUGUGCGCUGCGAGUCUGUGGCCCGUGUUGGUAGUGGUUCUGCCCGGUCCGGUUCUAGCACGGCUCAGUGCAUGAGUAGAGCAUGGCUCAGGCCGCCGCCCCACCUGUUGGUACACUAUGGCACUGGUGCCAGCGUCGGCUCACACCAUCAGACGUUCAGCCACAGCAGACAUCAGUCCUUCAGACAAAUGCAUUAUUAACAUGCCCGUUUUCCUAAAGGGACCAUGAUUAAACUCCCUCCCGCCACCUUAAACGUACCUGAUGCACACACUGACAUAGACUUUCUCUUAUCUUGCCCAUUUUAAGCCCCCCCCCCCCCCCCCCCCCCCCCUCUUGCUUUUCUGUACCAUUAGCCAUGGACCACACAUCUCCCUUCAAUUUCCCCUAUUAUUUUCUUAAGGACCUUUGUUCGUGUAUGCUGAGUUUUAACUUAUCAUUUGUACAGAAACAGUUGCAUGAAAUUCUCAUAUACUGUUGAAUUGGAAGAGAUAAUUAGGUGCCAUUGCAUCGGGAGGUGUUGAAUUUGUCGGGAUGUUUCAGGCGCUACAAGCAGUACAUAACGGCGAAACAUUUGUUUCAAAUGUAAACUGACAUCAGUGGUAAGGAUGUAACUACUGUAUCUGUUGUGUCAUUAGAAUAUGUCGUGUUUGUAUAUGAACAUGUUGCAUCUCUUUCCUUCUGACGCAAGGCAGAGAAAUGUUUUGGGAAUAAUCAAUAAAGAACCUGAGGUAACUCAA